This is a messenger RNA of Pochonia chlamydosporia 170, 1185 nucleotides long. RefSeq names its product porphyromonas-type peptidyl-arginine deiminase superfamily. Gene Ontology annotation, biological process: putrescine biosynthetic process. The coding region runs from base 1 to 1185 and encodes 394 amino acids. The record is from RefSeq and is a predicted model, not a curated record. Gene Ontology annotation, molecular function: agmatine deiminase activity; protein-arginine deiminase activity. NCBI's taxonomy places the organism in Eukaryota, Fungi, Ascomycota, Sordariomycetes, Hypocreales, Clavicipitaceae. The transcript has a single exon.
AUGUCACCAAGCUCUGUUCACUCAGACGGCAAUCUUGCUAAUGGAAAAGUAUUGAAAGAGUCUGUUCCCUCUCUAAACUUCAAUUAUCCGGCUGAGACGUGUCGUCAUAUUGCCACAAUACUCGGCUUUCCUUCAGAAUGUUCUGCUCCGUCUAUGCACUAUGAAAACGCGUGCCGCGAGAUAAUCGACCUUGCUGCCACAAUUUCUGAGUUUGAAUCUGUACGAUUAUACGCAAGACCAGAAGAUUCUCAGCGGGCUCAAACAAUGCUAAAUGACAAAACCCACGGACCCUUUGCAGUUGAAAUCAUUCCAUUUGCAACAAAUCAUCUAUGGGUUCGGGAUACGGCACCAGUCUACGUCCACGGCACUACACCGGAAACACAAACGCAAAGAUUCGCCGUUAACUUCCGAUUCAAUGAAUGGGGUGGUUCAGUGUCUGAUAAUGGCUCCCUCAAGCCUGAAGAGCAGUGGCCAAAAGUGGAUGCGAUGCAGUUGAAGGAAAAUGCAACCUUUGCAAAGCGUGUUAUUCAGCAAGACGCAAGCCCAUCGCCUGUCACAUGUAUCGAGUCACAAAUUCGCCUCGAGGGUGGUGCCUUAGUCUACGACGGCGAGGGAACUCUCAUUGCCAGCGAGAGCAGCAUAAUUGGAGAGGACAGAAAUCCGGGCAUGUCAAAGCUAGAAAUUGAGGCUGAGCUGCGCCGGCUUCUUGGGGCAACAAGGAUUAUUUGGUUCCCUGGUUUCAAGAACUUGGAUAUUACCGACGUUCAUUCCGAUGCGGAACUUCAGUUCAUUCGUCCUGGGGUUCUUGUCAUGUCGCGACCCCAUGAGAGCGCUGAGGAGAGGUGGCAUGAGGUGUAUGAACAAGUCAAGGCAGCUGUAGAGGGCAACACAGAUGCCAAGGGGCGAACAUUUGAGGUGCAUGAACUUCCUGAGCCAGAUCCAAAAGUCACUGAGUACUUGAAACAUGAAGACCCGGCGACAAACUACGUCAACUUCUAUUUCGCGAAUGGGGCGGUGAUUCUGCCAAAGUUUGGUGAUGAUGAAACAGACACAGCGGCGCUGAGAAAGAUGCAAGAGUUGUGUCCCGACAGAGUGGUCAAGCAGGUGUACGUCAAUGCUCUUCCACUUACAGGAGGUGUCAUACAUUGUUCUACGCAACCGGUGGUUGAUCUCACAAACGUAUGA